Dioscorea cayenensis subsp. rotundata (Guinea yam) is the source of this 642-nucleotide messenger RNA. Its product is annotated as heavy metal-associated isoprenylated plant protein 19. Bases 206 to 523 code for a protein of 105 amino acids. The transcript is spliced from 3 exons. The record is from RefSeq and is a predicted model, not a curated record. Gene Ontology annotation, molecular function: metal ion binding. NCBI's taxonomy places the organism in Eukaryota, Viridiplantae, Streptophyta, Magnoliopsida, Dioscoreales, Dioscoreaceae.
CAGAUUCCAAGAAAUCAAACUCAUAUAAAGGAUGACCCUUGUGCGAGGAAUAAGCAAAAGAUUAACUCACCCUCUCCUCUUGGAUUCCCUCCCUUAACAAAAUUCCAUUUUUUCAGCAUUAUCAUCUCUCUUUUUACACUCAUCCCACCAAAACACCACACAACGCCACCACCACCACCUUUUCCUCCUCCUCCUCUUCUUCUCCAUGUCUGACAGGUUAUGUUGCAUGGUUAUGAGGAUCAACAUUGAUUGCAAUGGUUGCUAUAGAAAAGUAAGAAGAGCUCUCCUACAAAUACACGAGUUGCAUAGCCAUCUGAUAGAGAAGAAGCAGUGCAAAGUGAGUGUUCGUGGAGUGUUUGAUCCUCAUGAUGUAGCCAUGAAAAUAAGGAAGAAGACUAACAGGAGAGUUGAAAUACUUGAAAUUACAGAAGCAAGUAAUGAAGGUGCUGAGGAGAAGAAGGAUGAUAAUCUCAAUGUUAGUGAAAGCCAAUCUCAAAGGCCACUAUUGUCUACAUCUUCAUGAACUUAAUUGAUGCUUGCUUAUUUAUUUAAUUUACUGUUAAGUUAAUUUAUGUGAGUUUGUGCCUGAUAUUGAAAUUCUUAUUUGGAUAUUUAAUAAAAAGUGAGCAUAAAUUCCCCUUU